Triticum aestivum (bread wheat) is the source of this 951-nucleotide messenger RNA. RefSeq lists its product as uncharacterized. The transcript has a single exon. The coding region runs from base 49 to 678 and encodes 209 amino acids. Lineage: Eukaryota; Viridiplantae; Streptophyta; Magnoliopsida; Poales; Poaceae. The record is from RefSeq and is a predicted model, not a curated record.
UCUAACUCUCAGUCUCAUCAUCUCGAUCAGCAUUUGGGUGAUCUGCGCAUGCCUAGCCUGAGGCAGUGCAGCACCUUAGAGAGGCAGCUGCUCGGCCACCUCUCAGCCACGAAGAUGAAGAUCGCCAAGGCCCCGGUGCUCCUGAAGAAGGCGGUGACCAUGUGCAAGAGCAAGACCGGCGUGCUCGCGGCCAGGCUCCUCUUCCUCGCCUCGCUCCGGCGCAGGAUGGCCACCGUCGGCGUGAUGUCUCACAAGAUACACGCGCUCAUGGCGGCCGCGGAUCGGGCGAAGGCCGGAGGGGACUGCCACAAGGCCGUCGUUUCGCGCAAGGUCGAGAAGACGCUUCCAGCGAUCCAUGGCGGUGAGACCGUUGAUCUUACGCAUCAAUUAGCACUGUUUUGUCAAGAGGAGGAUGUUGGUGGUGGCUUCCCUGACUGGACGCUGCACCCCAUCUUCAAUGACGAUGACAAUUGCUGUUACACGGAAGACGACGACGAAGAUGUUAGUGAUGUGCUACUCGAUGGGUGCAAUGGCCACCACGACGAGCCCUCGGUGAUAGAUGUGAUCAGGAGCAACAAGGAAGUCCAGGGGUUGGAGUUCAACAUGGAAGAUGAGAUCGACCAGGCUGCCGAUAUGUUCAUCAGGAGGUUCCGGGAGCGGAUGAGCAAGAGCAUUUAGUCUCACCUGUUUGUGUUUCAUCUACCUGAUUGCACGAAUGCGUGCCGCUGACUAGUUGACAGUAGAUGUCGCGAGGGAGAAUGUUAGAUUGACACCGUAGCAUCUAGUAGUACGUAGGGGGGCUAGACUAAACUAGUACACGGGUAUGAACAUUUUCUCCCUAGAUCUUUCCGGGCACCCAUAAAUUAGUUUUUUUUUUGAGAAAUAGUAACGUGUAGUAUAGUACAAUCAUGUAAGGGGUAGCAGAUACUUAAUCAUAUUUUUUUUGAAGGA